GCGCGCAACAUUCACCGCUCCGCCUCGCGCUCCGGCGCGCGUGCCAAAGCCAAUAGUUUCUCUGACAACUCUGGCACAGACAGUGAUAUUCUGCCAGAGGUCACGAGAAGGGGGUACGCCACAUUUCUGCGUUGGUGGGGAGCGUGUGUAUUUGUAUAUACAUUUAAAGGAAAGAGAGUUUUGUUUUCUCCCUUGCCAUACUUUCCAGUUCGCGUGUCACCAUUUCCUCCAGAAACGAGCCGGACUUUUUAGCGCGAGCUUCCCGGGUGCUCCACAGCAAGCGAAUAAUUGGCGCGGUCGUGGGCAUCGUCAUGAUCGUGGCGCUGGUCAUCGCAAUUCCGCUUCUGAUCCAGACCUCCGUGGUUUCAGCGCACUACGAAAUGAUGGGCACUUGUCGGAUGAUCUGUGAUCCGUACAACCCCAAACCGAGCGCCACGGCUCUGGAGGUGAUGCAGGAUCUCAGUGCCAUCCCACCAUCUUUCGCUCAAGGGACUAGAGGGGAACCGGGCCGUCCGGGCAAACCGGGACCCAGGGGUCCACCUGGCGAACCAGGUCCACCUGGUCCAAGGGGACCACCUGGAGACUCCGGCAGACCUGGAUUUACCGGCAUCACGUCGGGAACGGCGAGGACCGAGACUGGAGACGUUGGUCCAGCGUUGGGGAACAUCAAGGUCGCGUUUUAUGUGGGUCUCAAGAACCCCCACGAAGGCUACGAGGUGCUUCGGUUUGAUGAUGUUGUGACAAAUGUGGGAAAUCACUAUGAUCCCACUACUGGCAAGUUUACGUGCCAGGUAUCGGGGAUUUACUACUUCACCUACCAUGUGCUGAUGCGCGGAGGGGACGGAACAAGCAUGUGGGCAGACCUCUGUAAAAACGGACAGGUUCGGGCGAGCGCCAUCGCGCAAGACGCCGAUCAGAACUACGACUACGCGAGCAACAGCGUCGUGCUGCACCUGGACUCUGGCGACGAGAUUUAUGUCAAACUCGACGGCGGAAAGGCGCACGGAGGAAACAACAACAAAUACAGUACAUUUUCUGGUUUCAUUCUGUAUCCAGACUGAACCGCCACCUGCUUCGUCUUUAAGCUGACUGUUAAUGAAUCUUCUCUCUCCGCGCGGCGCAUAUUCCCUCGGCACUCCAUUGUCAUUCCUGUCUGUAGUGUCUUUGGGAAUAUAAGGGUCACCUGAACUCAGCGCCAGUAUGAGAAUAUGUUGUCUGAAUUUGUCCCUUUUUGUUUAAUGGUGUCUUGUGUUUGGCUAUUAUUAACCGAAAUGCGUUAAUUACGCACAGGAUGGUGAUGAGGAUACACCACUUAAAUGAUUAUUAGCAUAAAUGUAAUUGUUCUCUGGGUGAUUUUUGCUCAAAUGAAAUUAUUUUCCUGCAUUUAUGAGCCCCUAGUGGCCCCU
Messenger RNA from Sinocyclocheilus rhinocerous, 1406 nucleotides. RefSeq names its product complement C1q-like protein 2. The record is from RefSeq and is a predicted model, not a curated record. Bases 312 to 1061 code for a protein of 249 amino acids. The transcript is spliced from 2 exons. Gene Ontology annotation, molecular function: protein binding. Lineage: Eukaryota; Metazoa; Chordata; Actinopteri; Cypriniformes; Cyprinidae.